AUGGGUUCCAAGAGUGUUGCAUGCGUCUCCUUUCUCCUCUCCCUCAACCUUCUCUUCUUUUCCAUGGUUAGCUCCAUUGCCCCUGCACCACUCACACCAUCACCACCACCACGUGAGUGUCCUGAGGUGGGUAUUUGCAUCGAUGUUCUUAACGGUUUAGGUGGCAGACUUUUUGGGUCUAAAAAGCGAUUGCUGCCCCUGCUGGGUGGCCUUAUCGAGGCUGAUGCCAUUUUAUGCAUUUGCGACGUAUUGAAGUCCAGAAUCCUUGGAAUCCCAAUUCUAGUUCAACUUGUCUUGCAGCAAAUUCUAACUAUGUGUGGAAACAACCAGACCUACAUAUGCAAUUAA
Molecule: messenger RNA, 348 nt
Organism: Sphenostylis stenocarpa
Lineage: Eukaryota; Viridiplantae; Streptophyta; Magnoliopsida; Fabales; Fabaceae
Source: the annotation of a GenBank genome assembly